CCAUCUUACAUCUUCAGUCCCAAGAUCCAUUACACAGACUCUCAGCAUGCAGUCUUGGUCACAUGUAGCAGCUUCAGUGCUGAUGCUCGUCAACAUAGUCUCGGGUUUAAGCACCAAACUUGACCCAAAGGCGGAAAAGUCUUGUGAGUAUACUGCUCCUUGGCAGACGCUCCCUGAACUUCCUCCCAUGACCAAGGCAAACUUUGAAGGAACAGCACUAAUUGACGGCAUUGAUCUUUGGUACGCGACAUUCGGCGCACCGCUUGAGGAGAGCAAGGCUAAAGGCUUCAAUCCUGUUAUUUUCCUCCACGGUGGCUUUGCCAACAGUGAUUACUGGGCCAACCAGAUCAACCACCUCAAGGAUCACCAAUAUACAUUGAUCACAAUCGACUCUCGAGCCCAGGGUCGUUCUUCAGAUGGUACCAGCCGCCCCUUGACCUAUGAUCUCAUGACCGAAGAUGUAGUUGGCUUGAUGGACCAUCUGGGAAUCGAGAAAUUCUCAACUAUUGGUUGGUCCGAUGGAUCAUGCAUUUCUUUUGACCUCGCCAUGAACUUCACCUCUCGCCUCGACCGCUCCUUUGCUUUUGGUGGAACUUACAGUCCUGAGAACAUCAACGCUACUGCUGCAGAGAGCACUGUGUUCUUGAAGUAUAUGAAGAGAGUUCAGGAGGAGUAUGAGAAGAACUCACCGUCAAAGGGCACAUUCCACGAGUUUGAGGAGAGAAUGAACACAAUGUGGGGAAGUCUGCCAGACUGGGAUGCAAAGUCUUUUGCUAAGAUUUCUACGAGAUACUCUGACCCUAAUGCUCCUAUUAUGUGGAUUGUUGAUGGUGAUUCUGAGGAGGCUGUCACUCGCUCUACUCCUGGUGAGAUCCAUAGCUGGAUCUGGGUUUCUGAUCUUGUUAUUCUUCCCGGAGUCAGCCACUUUGCGUUCAUGCAAGACCCAGAGACCUUCAACGUCAUGCUGGAGCGUUUCUUCGAGAUCCCUCGGUUUCCAGGCGAGUUGUGA
This is a messenger RNA of Fusarium redolens, 1009 nucleotides long. RefSeq names its product Alpha/Beta hydrolase protein. The record is from RefSeq and is a predicted model, not a curated record. The transcript is spliced from 3 exons. Bases 47 to 1009 code for a protein of 320 amino acids. NCBI's taxonomy places the organism in Eukaryota, Fungi, Ascomycota, Sordariomycetes, Hypocreales, Nectriaceae.